GCGUCAGUCAGCUGCUGUCAUUUGUCAAUAAUCACAGUCGAAGGCCGUGCUCUCGAGAUUUCCACUUGAGGAGUGAUCCCCGUGACUUGUGGAUUAGCUAGUUUAGUGUGUGGUGGUGCGUGACGUGCGGUGAUGGGGAACCAUCACAGCCACGAGCCCAAAGAGGGCGGCGGCAGCGGGCUCAGCACGCCGCGCGCGGGCUCGCGGCGAGGGACCACUCCGCGGGGCUCCAACGCUGGCAGCGAGCAUGACAAGUCAGAGAAGCCAGAGAAGCCCGCACCCACGUCUAUGGUGCCCGUGGAGAAGCUGGCUAAGCUCCUCACGCAGCGCUCACAGAAGGAAGAUGGUAUCAACGGCAUCACAGAGAAAUCUUUCACUAAGUACCUGUUCCCGGUGUACCCGGAGCUGGCGCGCGCGUUCUACCGCGCCGUGCACCGCGCCGCGCGCUGCAAGAACCAGCACGUGCCCGCCGCCGCCUUCCGCGCGCACUGCGAGCGCGUGCUGGCCAUGCUGGACGACACCGACAUCGUCGACACAUACGUCAGGAUGUUCGCGUUGGAGGAUGACGAGAACACGGUGACCCCGGACGGGCUGCGCAGCCUGCUGCACACGAGCUACAAGCUGUCCAUGGACCACUACCCGGAGGGGCCGCAGACCUGCCUGCAGAUCAACAACACGUUAUCGGCCGUGGUGAACGGCUGCUUCAACAAGAAGGACACUCACAGCGUCGGCUUCGUGGUUCGCUGGCUGAUGGAGCACUGUCAUCGGCUCAUAUUCCCCAUACACAGGCGGCCUAGCCUCCAAAGCAUGGCUGGCCCGGCUGGUGUGCGCGGUGCCCGUGCACUGGGUGCCGCUGUACAACUCGCGCGAGCACGGGCUGGGCGCCAACCGCUUCCUGCAUCACACGCUGGCCUACCGCGGGCCCACGCUGGUGCUGCUGCAUGCGCAGGAGCUGCUCGUGGCGCUGUGCGCGCCCUGCGAGUGGCGCGAGACGCACCAGUACUGGGGCGGGCCCGAGGCCGCGCUCAUACAGCUGCAGCCUACGUUCGCGGUAGUGGAGCAGGGCCCGAAGAUGAUCUACCUGAACACGUCAAUCCGCGGCUACCCGAAGGGGCUCCGCGGAGGUUCCGACCCGCGCAAGCCGCUGCUGACCGUGCCCGAGGACUUCGACACUCUUACAUUCAAGAGCGUGCCCUAUGCGCUCACCAAUAUCGAGGUGUGGGGCUGCGGCGACCAGGCGUCCCGCGAGACGCAGCUGGAGAUCAAGAAGUGGCAGGUGCGGGAGGCGGAGAGGCAAAGACAGGUGAAGCUGUCGGCCGCGGACUGGAUCGAGCACCCCGACCGCUACCUGCUGGAGCUGGCCGGCCGCCCGCAGUACAACAACUCCGCCAGCUAGCGCGCAGCAGCAGCAGCGGCAGCAGCCGCAGCAGCCGCAGCAGCCGUCACCGGGUGACGUCACCUGUCCCAGGUCGGGCGGCCCCACAGCAGCCGCGUGACGUCAUCACCCCCGACUUCCAUCACCCACACCGUGCACUCACUGACAACACUAUUUAAGUUCUCUCAUAAAAGCGCUAAGAGUGGGUUUUCACCAAAGCAGAGGACACGUGCGGAAUCGACCAAUCACAGUGUGCGAGAGAGAGAAAGAAGACGCUCUGUCGCUCUCUCCCUCGCGAUGAUUGGUUGAUUCCUGCACAACUCUAUUCGACUUAGCUUCUCUCCGCCUUAGCCGAAAAUCACAAGUAGAGGUGUUUUCUUAUAGAUUACUUCAUAUUCACAUUAACAACAUCACAUAAGCUCAGGAUUUCCCAGGCUAAUCAAGAAUACCCAUCGCAGAAUGGAGUAAGUACGCUUCACCGAGCAUGUUGAUAGACAGAGGUGGUAGGUGGUGAGCCAUAUUGCCGUUACUUUCGCAUUUUCAAUCAUUAUUUUCUUCUAUUUGUCUUUCUUAUAUUAUUUUCUUUAAAAAAAAAUACUAAAAACUUGAGUAAAGUAAAAUAACUAUAUAAGUAAAUUGAAGUGUGAAAAGUAAAAACUAUAACUUCGUCUUUUGAGUGUGCGAGUGAAUAAAAUGUCGGGAUUAAAAGAUUCGUUUAGCUUGGCGAUACAUUGCGCAUUUACGACGUCGUGUGUCAGUGAGUCACUAAGUGAACGAGCAAUGGACUGUGAAUUAGAAUAUUUUUCACCGCACAAUAAUUUUAAAUACUUUAUAACGUAAGUAUAUACAUAUUUUGUCAAAUUAUCAAUCACUUUUUUUUAUAUGUGUUCACUGUACUUACCUUAUUUGUACUUAUCAAUGAACGAAAUACUUAAGAAUAAAAAUGAUAGUAAUGAAUCAAUAAAUAGUAUUUUAAGUAUACUUUUAUUAUUAAGCAAUUGAAGCUGCUAAUCCGUUGUUAACUAUAGUAUAGAUAUCAAGUGGAAUUUCCUGUCGGAGAAGUCAUGAAAAUUUUAGAGCUUAUUUAAAUUAUUUUCCGUUCCAUACUUUUGCGACGGAAAAUUCCACUUGAUAUUAAGUCAGAAUCAUGGUCUGAAUCAUCCCUCUUGAGUAUUUGUUACGAUGUCACUAACACCCUGUAUAUAAGUAUAUUUACGUAAAUCAUACCUCUGAAACCAUUUUGUAACAUUUAUUUUCUUUUAACUUUUAUGUAGCAUGAUUUUGUAUUGUCUAUGAAUCAGUUCAUACGUGUUUUGAUGUCUUUACAAUAUCCAAUUGCGUUUGAUUUGUUCAUUGAUUUUGAUCUAAUUCAUUACCAUUAUUAAUUCAUCGAUUCAAAUGUUUUGGUCUCAACUUCUCAAGUAUGCUGAUGUGAUAAGUAAUCGAUGAAUUAUUAUAUCAUGAUUUAUUUUCCCUGUUUGUUGUGUUAAAAAUAAUAUUGUAACUUGAUCUUUGCACAAAGUGAUAUAAAUGGACGGGUCUUACACAACAUCAUAGGUUUUUAAACAAAUUGACUAAAACAGAGAUAAUGCGUAUAAAUCCUUCGUAAAAUGGUGCAAACACGUAUUACUUUUAGUUGCAAGUUUUUUUUUUAUGUUUGAUACAUGCAUGAAACAAUUUUCAAACUGAAUGAUGUAUAAAAACUUUGUAAAUUAUAACUUUCGUAGGAGUUUCUCUGUUACCUAGCCAUGGUAUAUAUUAGCCUGUAUAUAUACAUUGUGUUAGUGACAUCGCAACGAAUACUGAGGGGGAUGAUUCAGACCAUGAUUCUGAAUUGAUAGCUAGUGGAAUUUCCUGUCGGAAAAUUCGUGAAAUUUUUGUAUUUUUUUUUUAAUUAUUUCAGUUCGAUAUUUUUGCGACGGAAAAUUCCAGUUUCAUCAUUCCAGAAUCAUGGCCUGAAUCAUCCCUCAAAGUUUUCGUUACGAUGACACUGACACCCUGUAUAAUUAUUAUAUUGUCGUGUAAGGGCUGUCCAUUCAUUUGCUUUGAUCUUAGACCAGGAUAUUACAAGUCGAAGGUAAUUAACGAUAGGAUAGUGUCAGUAGUUGCUCAAUUGUCACAAUUCCAUUUGGGCAUAGGUUAAUACGUAUAGUAAUAAUAUGGGGCCUUUGUAUGGGGUUGCACAAACUAGUGCUAUCGCAUUCCUUCUUGCGAAGUUACUGCUUGAUGCGAGUGAGUAGACUGCAUAGUAGACAACAUAAAUUAAAUUAACAAAUAGUUAUUUAAAACUGUUUCCUUUUCCAAAGCAAAAAAGCGACUUAGAACGCCAAAUAAAUGAAAUUAAAGUUACAAAGGUCACGUUAUGUGAUAUUUGUCUAAUUAUAAAAUAUGAAGAUAGAGGUUAGGAUGUGCAUAGAACUAUCAAGUAGUAGGGUACUAUGUUGUUAAGCUGUUUAUUACGUAACUGUGCGCGACCCUAUGAAAAAGUUCCCUAAUAAUGCGAUGCUUUAAGAGUAAGUUCAAAAGCACCCUUACUUUAGUGAACUUAAACUACACUAAUUAUAACCCUUGUUGCUAAUGUCUGUUCCUAGAUAUAGUAAGCCAUAUCGCGAGUCAACUAGCUAGAGUAAGUAAACAAGUCGAAUGAUGUACGUGGUUCACCAGUUUGUAAAGAUUCACUUAAUUACAUGACAUUGUUGUAUGUUUAUGUAGGUGCGGUGCGUCUGGGUGGGUGUUCAGGAAUGUAUCCUAACAUAACUUUGUUUCUGGAUAUUUCAAAAAUGUUGCAGAAUGUUACAAUAAAUUUCAGAUAAUUUUAAUAAAAUCUGAGUAUGUAUGUUCCUAUCUAGUGAAAGGCGUCUGAAAAUAUAUUACAACAUUUAGAAUUAUUUUUAGAUAAAAUUGUAUGUAAGUAUAAGCAAAAAUAUUAGCUUAACGAUAUUAUGGAAUACAUUUCCAAACAUAGGUCUAGAAUUAUUCCGCUGUUACGCGGAGUAUGUUUCAUGUUUGGAGCACAUUCUGAACACUGCUAGUGGGGAUUAUUGUUGGAACUAUUUACUUUCGAGUGUGGACCAAAUUGUUGUUAUGUACUUACGUAUUUAUAGUAGUUGUGUUCAGUAAUGAGUGGAGGCAAGUUACAUCGCUUUACUAUAGACAGUCAUAGGAUAAGUGCGCUUACUGAGGUGCUACAGAUCGCUUACGUUCACUAAGAUAAAGCUGUACUUUAUUAUUGUACAAAAAUAAA
This is a messenger RNA of Pectinophora gossypiella (pink bollworm), 4619 nucleotides long. RefSeq lists its product as uncharacterized. The transcript has 9 exons. Lineage: Eukaryota; Metazoa; Arthropoda; Insecta; Lepidoptera; Gelechiidae. The record is from RefSeq and is a predicted model, not a curated record. The coding region runs from base 133 to 1554 and encodes 473 amino acids.